Messenger RNA from Aphanomyces astaci, 1223 nucleotides. RefSeq lists its product as hypothetical. The transcript has 4 exons. The coding region runs from base 72 to 980 and encodes 302 amino acids. The record is from RefSeq and is a predicted model, not a curated record. NCBI's taxonomy places the organism in Eukaryota, Oomycota, Saprolegniomycetes, Saprolegniales, Verrucalvaceae. Gene Ontology annotation, molecular function: proton transmembrane transporter activity. Gene Ontology annotation, biological process: proton motive force-driven ATP synthesis.
GUUUAUUUGGAGGUGGAGGCCAACUGACUGAUGUUGGCCAUACAUUUCUUGUACUUCGCGAUUUCAUCAGCAUGCUUAGCCGUGUAGCUCUCCGCACCGCCCGCUUGUCUAAGCCCACCGCCGCGGCCUUCCACACCGGCGCUUUCCGCCAACAGGAAGAAAAGAAGGACGGUGAAGUCGCCAUUCCCGCCGACAACCGUAGUUUCUUGAACAAGUAUGGCCUUGACGAUCCUUUGAUCUCGUUGCCCAUCAUUGCUGCCGUGUCCAUCCCUGCCAUCAGCAAUGGCUGGUAUGAGUUGGGCGCUGAAACCCAACUGGCGUGCUGCUUUGCGUUGUUCGUCACGUCUGCGUACAAGUACGGCGGGGGUGCCAUCGGUUCGUACUUCGAAUCCCGUGCCGAUGCCAUCUUGGCCGAACAAAACGCCGUGGAAGACGCCAACUUGGCGUUGGCCAAGGAAACGUUGAAGGCGCACGAAUCCAUCUUGACCAUCAAGAAGGACAUUGCGACCCUCGGCGUGGCCCACGAAGAAGCGUUGGCGUUGCUCUGCCAAGUGCAGAACGCCAAGCUCCGCCACAAGACCCGCGACACGUUCGUGAAGAACUUGGACGCGAUCUACCAAUUGGAACAAAGCUACAACCAGGAGCUCCAAAACGCCAUGAUCGCGUCGGCCACCGCAGCCGUGCGCAAGACCAUUUCGGCUGGCAAGAAGGAGACCAAGGCUGAAGCGUUCCAAUUGGCGUUGGACAUCUUGUCUGAGAAGAACAUUGACGAGUCCAAGCCCGACGCCGUCGCCGCCGCCUUUGGCAAGGAGCUUCGCGCGUUCGCCGAACACUUGGAAGCCCAACAAGGCACGGUGGUCAAGCUCACGGAAGCCGAGCAAAAGGAAUUGGAAGCUGGCUUGGACGCGUUCUUCAAGAAGAUCGAUAUCCACGCCGGGGAACUCAAGACCCCCACCGAAGUCAAGGUGGAAUUGCUAUAAGUUUAGGGCGUCAAUAUGUCGAGAUGAACAACUGUCGAGUCGCCAGUAAUGCCAUACGAAUCAUUGGACUGUAGUACACCUUAUCUCUGGUCGAGUUAUAACAAAGCCACGUCUAGUUAUAACAAAAACACUUGCGGAAUCUGCUCGGGCCCAAGUCGUUUCCGAUACUUGGUCUCGCCGUUGUUAUCGUCGUCGGCGGCUGUGGGGUCCAUGAGGUUCAAUGGCACCGUGCUGGAUCCACAA